Molecule: messenger RNA, 2540 nt
Organism: Vitis vinifera (wine grape)
Lineage: Eukaryota; Viridiplantae; Streptophyta; Magnoliopsida; Vitales; Vitaceae
Product: probable aldo-keto reductase 1
Exons: 7
Coding region: 1222-2232 (336 amino acids)
Cellular component (GO): cytoplasm
Source: RefSeq, a predicted model, not a curated record
ACAAAAAUGGGUGAGGAGCAUAUGGUUCAGAUUCAAGUUCCACGAGUCAAACUAGGAAACCAGGGACUAGAGGUACACCCCAUUUUGAUUCCUUCAGUACCUCUGCUCAUUUCAUUUACAUCAUCUAGGUUUUUUAACAAAAGAACCAUGGUUGUAGAGGAGUCCAUCCAUGUUAUUUUUUAUGAGUCUAACAAUUCUCUCCAAGAAAGAGAGAAUUUUUAUGAUUUAGGCUUGGAGACCUUCAUGGGAAAAUUACAAACUGAAGAUAGAAGGCCACAAGAAGAAAUUGUAAAGGAUCCAAAGAAAGAAGAAUCGCCUUUGACACUACCUCCUUCUCAACAAGUGCAAGGUGAAUCAAGCCAAAACCUUCCUAAAGAUUGGAAGUUUGUCAUCAAACACCCACAAUAUCAAAUUAUAGGCAAUCCAUUUAGUGGGGUAAGAACUAGAUCAUCUCUUAGAAAUAUUUGCAAUAAUCUUGCUUUUAUCUCUCAAAUUGAACCUAAAAAUAUAAAUGAUGCUCUAGUUGAUGAAAAUUGGAUGAUUGCUAUGCAAGAAGAGUUAAACCAAUUUGAAAGAAGUGAAAUAUGGGAAUUAGUGCCAAGACCUCAAAAUCAAAGUGUUAUUGGAACUAGAUGGGUCUUUAGAAAUAAAAUGGAUGAAAAUGGCAUAAUUGUAAAGAAUAAAGCAAGAUUGGUAGCCAUUAGGAUGCUACUUGUCUUUGCAUGUUUUAAAGACUUUGUUUUAUAUCAAAUGGAUGUGAAAAGUGCUUUCUUAAAUGACUUUAUAAAUGAAGAACUAUAUGUUGAACAACCACCCGGUUUUCAAAGUUUUAACUUUCCUAAUCAUGUUUUUAAACUUAAAAAGGCACUUUAUAGUUUGAAACAAGCACCUAGAGCAUGGUAUGAAAAAUUGAGUAAAUUUCUUUUGAAAAAGGGUUUUAAAAUGGGAAAAAUUGACACAAUUUUUUUCAUAAAAACCAAAGAAAAUGACAUGCUCUUAGUGCAAAUAUACGUUGAUGAUAUUAUUUUUGGAGCUACUAAUGUCUCUUUUUGUGAAGAAUUUUCUAAAUGCAUGCAUAGUGAGUUCGAAAUGAGCAUGAUGGGAGAACUUAACUUCUUUCUUGGAUUUCAAAUCAAGCAACUAAAGGAAUGAACCUUCAUCAAUCAAGCAAAGUAUAUAAGAGAUCUUCUCAAAAGGUUCAACACGGAAGAAGCCAAAACAAUGAAGACUCCAAUGAGCUCAUCUAUCAAGCUUGACAAGGAUGAGAAAGGAUUGUUUGGAGUCUAUGACAUCUCUGUCUCUGAAGAACUCGCUGUUUCAAUCAUCAAGUAUGCAUUCAGCAAAGGAAUCACAUUUCUUGAUACAUCAGACUUUUAUGGACCCAAUGCUGAGCUCUUGGUUGGAAAGGUAUUGAAGGAGCUACCUCGAGAAAAGAUCCAGUUAGCCACCAAAUUUGGUCUUGUUAGAGCUGAACCUACUCAUAUGGUAGUGAAUGGUACCCCUGAGUAUGUCCGCUCCUGUUGUGAGGCUACUCUUAAACAUCUCGAUGUGGGAUACAUUGAUCUCUACUAUCAACACCGAAUUGACACUUCAAUACCUAUCGAGGAAACUAUGGGGGAGCUUAAGAAGUUGGUUGAAGAGGGAAAGAUUAAGUACAUCGGGCUAUGUGAAGCUAGCUCAGACACAAUAAGGAGGGCUCAUGCAGUUCAUCCCAUUACUGCCAUAGAAAUGGAGUGGUCUCUUUGGACUCGAGAAAUUGAAGAAGAAAUUCUCCCACUUUGCAGGGAACUUGGAAUUGGGAUAGUUCCAUACAGUCCUCUCGGCCGCGGGUUUUUUGGUGGCAAGGCUGCAGGGGAAAAUUUGCCUGCAAACAGUUUUCUGAGAUCAAAUCCUAGGUUUCAAGGUGAGAAUUUUGAAAAGAACAAGCUCCUCUAUGCUAAAAUAGAGAUGUUGGCAGAAAAGCACAGAUGCACUCCUGCACAACUUGCCCUUGCUUGGCUUUUUCAUCAAGGGGAUUAUGUGGUGCCUAUACCCGGAACGACCAAGAUUAAAAAUAUUGAUAACAAUAUCGGUUCCUUGAGAUUAAAGUUCACACAAGAAGAAUUAGAAGAGAUUUCUGCUGCAGUGACACCAGAAGAGGUGGCAGGAGCUAGAGUAGCUGAUAAUUUGAUUCGUUGCUCGUGGCGGUUUGCAAAUACACCCGCAAGGGAGACCAAGAGUUCAAAUCUGUGAGUGCAGUAGGAUAAUUUGCGGACAUAUUCAUAUUCUGAGACUAUUUUAAACUAGAUUCUCCAUUAAUAUGUCCCAGUUGAACUGAAGACAUAAUUUAUGUUUCUUAGAAUAGCAUUAAUGUUGUUGGUUUUAGUGUAUCAAAGCAUAUUUUUCAUGCUUUCAUGCUCCUUAACCAAAGGAUUAAUGCAUAACAUCUCAUGAAUAAGAUGGGGGAAAAGAGCCUUUCGGUUCUUUUGUGUAUCCGAGUAGGGAUCUACUGAUCUUUGGUUCUUGUAGCUGAUAACUAAUCCAUCUCUUUUUAAGUUUAA